Molecule: messenger RNA, 2875 nt
Organism: Folsomia candida
Lineage: Eukaryota; Metazoa; Arthropoda; Collembola; Entomobryomorpha; Isotomidae
Exons: 10
Coding region: 92-2752 (886 amino acids)
Source: RefSeq, a predicted model, not a curated record
CCAACUUUGGUUCUCGUCCUGCUCGCGUCGUCGAUUCGUUCGCUCCUCGCUGCGGAAUAUUUUCGAGAAGAAAAGUCGCUGAAGAUAAGUGAUGGAAGGGUCGUCUUCCCGAACCUUUCCACAACCUGGUGGUCGUGGUCGUGGACAUGGGCGCGGUAGUGGGUUUCGAUCCCCCCAGGGUGGUGGGGAUCCAUCAGUCGGACAUGAAAUUGACUAUGACGUUGACAAAACCGGUGACUUUAACACUGAUAAGCAGGAUACGGCCGAACAAAAGGCGCUCUUUUACAAACCUCCCUCAUAUACUAAGCAAUAUUCUUCUUCUUCCUUCAAUAAUACUCCACCUUCUCAAAGUUAUCAUAGACCGCAGCAUCAAAAUCGGCGUUUUGAUAAUCAUAAUAAUAAAAAUAGAAAUUCAAACUAUGAUCGAAAUCGAUUCCAAAAUGGGAGAGGUGGUGGUGGCGGUGGUGAUAGAGACAUUUCUAGAAGUGAUAAUUCUCCAAAUUAUUCAAAUCCUGCCUUAAAUUCCAAUCCCAAUCAUAGCAAUAAUUUCAACAACAUUCCUUCCCAAAUGAAUGAAUCGAACUCUGGUCCGCAAUCUCCUUUUAGCAUAAAUUUUUCCAAUGAUCGUAAUAUUCCGGUUAGUUUUCCGUCAAAUAAAUCUGUCCCUCGUCCUCCUGCAUUCCGUGACGAUUCGCGAUUUGCGAAUAAUAAAUUUGACUCUCCCGACCAAGACAUGACGCGAGAUUCUUCUUCAAGACGAGGGGUGCCAAUGUCCUCUCGAAACCAUACUGGUGGUGGUGGCGAUGGUUAUCAGUCAGAUUGUCCGUCUGGAUUAUCCGCUAGACCCAGUGGUGCUGUUCCUGCUCGUCACAGCUCAGGGAUGGUGCUUUCGAAAAUUCAAGACCCCGCUACUGCCGGCGUUGUUCCUCCAGCUUCUGAAAUUACAUCGUUCUUCCGAGAGUUUAAACCCAUCGAUUGUCAUUGCUGUAACCAGUUGAUGGGAUUUCAGCAUCGAGUUACUGGGUACUUUUUUUGCACGUCGGCAUGCAUCGAGAGGGAUGGACAUGGACAAGGUGCCAAUGGGUUUGUAAGACCUGCUCUCACUGGAUCUACUGCCUCCACCCCAAUUCCUCCGUCCACUAGAACUCCCCCUGCAGGGAAUGUGUACAAAGAAAGGCAAAGAGAUGAAAAGCCAUUGGACAGCUCUCCGAAUAAAGCAAGCAGGGAUUUUGGGAAUCGGAAUGUCGUUCCUUCUCCCCUCAAUGGACCUCAAGAAGUCCAACAUCCUGCAAAGAGAAACAUUGCAGAGACACGAGCUCCUCCUCCUUCUCCACGUGUGCCAGAAUUUGCUCCUCCAAAGAGACCGGACGAACCAUCGUACAGGAAUGUAUCUACGAUUGCCAAGCAUGAAGAAAGAUCUCGUCCGAAUUCGUAUGAUACAGUGGAUAAGAAAGCGCCUCGCAUGGCGACAGAGGAAGAACGCCCAAGUGCACUUUCACCACCAGUUCCGGCUCCCAUUGCUGCUCCGGCCCCGAAUCCCGACAUGAUUGCUGCCGCAAGCAUUAGGAAGACAAAACCAGUCAAUCCAUUUUUCAAGAAAAUGCCGGGUGCGUUGGAUUCAGAGAAGCCAAAGAUAUCAGGAGAUGAAGAACGACAAGCACGAGAAGUUGAGGACAAACGACAAGCACGAGAAGUUGGGGACAAACGACAAGCACGAGAAGUUGAGGACAAACGACAAGCUCGAGAACUUGAUGAGCAACGCAACCCUCCACCACGUCCCAAAAGAGUGGAACAAGAUCAACCACCCACUCAGCUUAAGGUCCAAGCAGAACCUCAAGUUCAAGCUGCUGCUGCUAGUACUCCUCCACAAUUCGUGAAGAAGGUGGCUGCUAAAGAACCCGAGGUCCCUCGAAUCAUGUGGCAAUCAUGCAAAUACUCUGACAGCUUGGUUGAAGGUGCACCGGUUAAGAUGAGCUUUAUGUGGAACGUUAACAAGCUGCAGGUUGUUGCUUCCGCGGACGAAAAUCGGUUGAAUACUUUGCAAGAUAAGGUUGGCAUGCAUCUGAAACUAGUCCCAAAAUUGUCUCGCCCACCAGUCAUUGACGAGAUGGUCCUUGGAGAAUACAACGGCGAGUACUACCGAGGCCGUGUGACAAAGAUUAAUGGAGAUAAGUACAAGGUCGUCUUUGUGGACUUUGGGGAUGCACAAGAAAUGCCAUACACUGAAAUGUACCCGAUUUCUGAGUACCUACUGGAGGAUCCGAUUUUCAGCACAACUUUGGUCCUUGAAGGAGUUGCAACUCCGAAAAAGAAGGUGAAAAUCGGGAAGAAGUUGAACGACUUGUUCGAAAAUGAGAUGAUACUGCAAUUGCUCGAACCACUCGUCGUGAGUGAUGCCCAGUCUUACAAGGGAGUUCUUUGGGUUGAUGAUGAGAAGCAUUUGAACGGACUAAUUUUCGACGUUCUUGCAAAAAUGGAAAGUGACGCGUCGGCAGAAAGAUCUAUGAAACAAUAUUACGACAUCCCAAAACUGGACGAGCUCCUUCCCAUCGCCAAUUUCCAAGAGGAAUUCCAUCGUACUGGAAAAUUGACUCGAACCUUGCUCAAGCAAAUUCAAGCCUCAAUUUUAGAAAGUUACACCACCCAAGCAAAAGUGCAGCAGAACAUGAUUGAGCACGAAAUGUCGCCAUGCUUGUGGAUUCAGCACGUCCUGCUCGGCGGUUAUGCAGGUGGGCAUGCAAAGGUGAAAUAGUUACCAGAACAAUUAAUCCUUAAUUGACGAGGUAGUUAGUUACUGCCUUACAUUUAUUAUUUCAUACUUUUAUAUAUUACACGUUCUAUUCUACACAUAAUAAAAUGUAAUGACUGAAUUGCA